AUGUCCAAUUUAACUUCUGCAUCUGACCCAGAUGCAGAAGUGAUAGCUUUGUCUCCCAACAGUCUACAGGCAACAAACAGAUUUAUAUGUGAGAUCUGUACCAAAGGAUUUAAAAGAGAUCAGAAUCUCCAACUUCAUAGAAGAGGGCACAACCUGCCAUGGAAACUAAAGCAAAGAACAAACAAGGAGGUGCGAAAGAAGGUAUAUGUGUGUCCAGAGGUUACAUGUGUGCACCAUGACCCAUCAAGGGCUCUUGGGGACCUUACAGGGAUCAAGAAGCACUUUAGCAGAAAGCAUGGCGAGAAGAAGUGGAAGUGUGAAAAGUGCUCAAAACGUUAUGCAGUUCAAUCAGACUGGAAAGCUCACUCUAAAAUUUGUGGCACAAGAGAGUAUAGAUGUGAUUGUGGUACUCUUUUCUCUAGGAGGGACAGUUUCAUCACUCACAGAGCCUUCUGCGAUGCUUUAGCAGAAGAGAGUGUGAGAAAUAUCACUGUAAACCCACUUCUCUCCUCACAACAACCUGGGUCCUCAGCUUCACAGCUGAUGAAUUUACAAGCCCUAUCAGUCAAAAGAGAGCAAGAUCAAAACCAGCAUCUUUUUAAUCCAAGACCAGAUAGUAUACCACCUUGGUUAGCUUGUCCACCGAUAGGAGAAGCCGGUCCAGGUCCACAACAAAUCAAUCUCUCACAAUUAUUCCCAGCAAAUUUAGACCAGUCUUUUUUGCAACAUGUAAACCCUAGCCCUAACCCUAAUCUACUUCCUUCAUUCCAGCCCUCAUCAACAGCUUCCCCUCACAUGUCUGCCACUGCGUUGCUGCAAAAAGCAGCACAAAUGGGAGUGAGUAUGAGCAAGCCUUCUCCGUCACCUGCUGCUUCUGCCAUACUUAGACCCCACCAAGGUCACAUGUCUGAUCAAAACCCUGGUUUCAGUUCCACAUUGCCAGCUACGUCCACAGCAAGUUCUGGUCUAUUUUUGACAUCACGUGAAGAGAUGGGAAGUGGAUUUGGUCAUGGACUGGUAUCUUUAGACAAUAAAGCUGCUGCUGUCACCUCUGGUAUCAUGGAACAUUUUGCUGCAGGUGAAGCAGGAGGGCCUUCUUUAGUCCAUGAUAUGAUGAGUUCUUUGUCUUCUGCGAGUGGGUUUGAUGGUUCAUCUUUCGAUAAUGAGGAUUUCAAUGGAAUGUUGAAUCCAAAAAGAGACGGCAGUAAUUUUCAGGAAAUCCUCUCCAAGUCAACAGAAUCCCAAUUUCGAAGGAGUGAUGCUGCUGGUGGUCAUCAUGGAGGGGGUAAUGAUGGCUUGACAAGAGAUUUCUUGGGACUUAAAGCAUUUCCUCAUAAAGACUUUCUAAAUCUACCAGGACUUGAUCGCAUGAACGCUUCGACUUAUGGGCAAAGGAACCAAAAUCUACCACCACCUUGGCAAGGUUAG
Messenger RNA from Dovyalis caffra, 1428 nucleotides. The record is from the annotation of a GenBank genome assembly. NCBI's taxonomy places the organism in Eukaryota, Viridiplantae, Streptophyta, Magnoliopsida, Malpighiales, Salicaceae.